AUGGAACUUUACUUAAUGCCACAGAUGCUUACCCAUCAGCAAAAAAUUGAUUCACCUAGAGAUACUAUAAUAUGGGAAACUAAUAACUGGUAUCUUUUUUCCACAAAAACUAUGGUAAUUCCAGUUUUUAAUGGAAAGGCUAUAUUUUUAUUAACAACCUUUAGAACAGAUCCAUUAUGA
This is a messenger RNA of Diversispora eburnea, 180 nucleotides long. The record is from the annotation of a GenBank genome assembly. Lineage: Eukaryota; Fungi; Glomeromycota; Glomeromycetes; Diversisporales; Diversisporaceae.